UGUGUGUGUGUGUGUGUGUGUUUUAUGAGUGACAACCAGCAACCAAAAAGGAAGGAAGAAGUAUGCAGUAAAUAUUGUGUGGUGGAGUGAAGGAAAGCAGCUCAUUGAAGCAUAAUACACAGUGAGUAUUACUAGGUUGCAAAUUUACAUUUGUUUUUUUCAAGCCACGUAGCCUGGGUGCUUUUUAGGCCAUAUGAUUUGCACAAUUGUGAGGCUGUUCUGUUAUUGGCUUUCAAGAGGUCGUAAAAGAAAUGUGGUUAUCCAUAAACCCAGGACAGGAAGAAAGGCAAGGGUUAUUGAGUGUUGGUGAUCGAUGAGACACACAGGAAAAGUGAUAUGUUCCUUUUGGAUUAACAGCGAUCAUGGCACACUAUGAGAAUAGGAUUAAGAAAAUGCUCCCCAAGGCAUAUCUUCGUGAAUAUGUGUCCCAUGAAAUAUGCCUUGCAUUGACUCACUUCAAAAACCUUGAGCCUAUAAUGGAUACAUAUGUUUACAAUGAUGGAACCACAAAGGACUUGAUGAGUCUGAGCGGUACAAUCCCUAUCAUGUUUAAUGAUACGUCUUACAACAUCCCGGUGUGCCUGUGGAUUGAGGAAACCUAUCCACAAACUGCUCCCAUUUGCUAUGUCAGACCUACGCAAGAGAUGAUGCUCAUCAAAGGAAAUUAUAUCUCCGGCAAUGGUGAAAUUCUGCUGCCUUACCUGGAGGAGUGGCAAAAUGGAGAAUGUGACCUCACAAGCCUCAUACAGGUGAUGGCUGCCACGUUUGGAGAUUUCCCUCCAGUCUGUAUACAGCCUAAUCCAGAGCCUGAGCAAGCUUCUUGUGGGCUGCAGUUUCACACACAAACAGAUGGGCUUUCAAAGACAGAUGGAAGUUCAUAUCUGUAUUUAGUCGGAGAAGAUGGCAAGCCUCUUCAUCAAGCAAAUGAAACAAACUCUGCAGACCUGAAGUCCCAAGAUGCCAACUGCAAAAUGCUGCAAUCAAGAAAAUGUUUGUAA
Molecule: messenger RNA, 998 nt
Organism: Larimichthys crocea (large yellow croaker)
Lineage: Eukaryota; Metazoa; Chordata; Actinopteri; Sciaenidae
Product: tumor susceptibility gene 101 protein
Exons: 7
Coding region: 363-998 (211 amino acids)
Biological process (GO): endosome to lysosome transport; protein transport; protein modification process
Cellular component (GO): ESCRT I complex
Molecular function (GO): ubiquitin binding
Source: RefSeq, a predicted model, not a curated record